Brassica napus (rape) is the source of this 2550-nucleotide messenger RNA. RefSeq lists its product as uncharacterized. The record is from RefSeq and is a predicted model, not a curated record. The transcript is spliced from 5 exons. NCBI's taxonomy places the organism in Eukaryota, Viridiplantae, Streptophyta, Magnoliopsida, Brassicales, Brassicaceae. Bases 1 to 2550 code for a protein of 849 amino acids.
AUGGAGUUGGAGUUGCCUAAUCGUUUAUACGGUGAGGGAUUGGAACCUCAGAUUAAGAAGAUUAAUAACAGCUACCGACUAAAACUUCUCGAGUUGCUGAAAGAAAAAAUGGAACCAGAAUUCGAUGAAGUUAUGAAAGAUCCCAUUUUUUCACAGAUUAUGGUUAUCCAGAAGAAUGAUCUGAAGUUUUCGGCAAGGUUGGUACACUCUUUCUUGUGUAAGGAGUUGAUGACAAGCAAGAGACAUGAGAAGUGGUUCACUUUCGCUAGGAGACCUCUGCGUUUUGGAUUGCAAAAGUAUCAUGCUGUCACUGGUCUGAAAGUGAAGCGAGAGAAUAACAGUGGGUUAGUGACAUGGAAAGAUGAUGAUGGUUUCUGGAGCAAGCAGAUAAAGACAAAUGGAAAAAUAAAUUUGCAGAUCAUAAAAAAGAAGCAUUUGGAAGAGAGCAAUACCUGGACUUGGGUUGAUAGGGUGAGACUGAUAUAUCUUUGCGUUAGUAUGGGUGUGGUGAUGGGGAAGGAUGAGAAGGUGAAUAUCCCGCAUCUGUACAUGAAGUUGGCGAUGGAUUUGGAGAAGCUUCGGAAUUAUCCAUGGGGUCUGUAUUCGUUUGAUUUCCUUAUGAAGCAAAUUGAUAAAACAAGGCAUAAAUUAGAGCAGAAAGAGGGGUAUCUGAUGGAAGGAUUCUUGUUUGGUUUCCAAAUUUGGAUAAUGGAAGCUGUUCCUGCUUUAGGAGAGAUUUGUGGCACAAAAGUCAGUAAAAAUUUUACAGGUCCACUGUGUGGUAAUUGGAGAGGAUGUGCAAAAUGUUCUUAUGAAGAUAUCAUUGGCGUUGAGAACUUAUUCCCAGAAAAUGGGAUUUUGCAUUCAUUCAUGGAAUCCCACAUAGAUGGAGUGGUCCUUUUGGCAACUGAUUUUGUACAGAAGGAUGAGAAGAAAGAUGAAAGAGUAGAUCGCAUUUUGGAUAUGAUCAAUAGUAAACAUGAUUGGAACAAUCAUGUUUGGGGAGUAAAAGAAGCUACGAACUCUGAAUUUGAGGAAUCUGGCGAAGAGAAAGGAGAGGAUCAAACAGCUGAUACUGAGAGAGGUCAAAAUAGUCAUGUUGCAGGGAAUGUUGAUGGCACAGCUGAUGUUUCGGGAAUAAACAAGAGAAAGCAUGCAGACCGAGGAGCAGAGUCAAGGAAGAAGAAUGUUUUGUGCCACCUAGCUGCUUCAUCAAAAGGAAAUAUUGACACAGAUAUGAAAAAUUUCUUGGAGGAUUUGGUACAAGCUUCUUUUACUACUUUUGGGGAGAAAUUCUGUCAGCAGUUCUCGGACAGGUUGGGUAAGAUUGAGACUGAGGUUACACAACUCAGGACAUCUUCGGAGAGAACUGAGCAAUUUGAGACAGUUGUAACCGACAGAUUGGGGAAAAUUGAGGCUGAGGUUACACAGCUCAGGACAACUUUAGUGGUGACUGAAUUGGUGGGAAAGAGUGAUCAAGCAAGCGGUCCUAGCAUGACCAAAAUCAACAGUGGUCCUAGCACCAGCAUAAAAGGCACUGUUCCAUCAAAGAAAAAGGCUGUAAAAAACCAAGAGUUAAAGACUGCUGAUUCGUGUGUCAAUUUACCUCGUGCAAAAGUUACUCAAUCAUCAGCUAGUGAUCUUCGUAUGGGUACACAAGAGUUUUUGGAAAGUUGCAUGAAGAACCUUCCAUUAGACACAUUUGUGAAAGGUUUGAAUCCUUCUCAAGCUAAAGUCGAAGAUUCAUUGGAUUGGUUGGAACUUCCAAAAUCAUUGAAGAAGCCAACAGAUUCAUUGGAACUUCUAAAAUCAUUGAAGAAGCCAGCGGUCAGAUUAGAUGACCGAGAUAUAGAGCUAGACGGCGAAAAUUUCCCUGAUCGCUGCUUGGUGUUUGUGCAUCCUACAGAUUUUAAGAAGAUGCAGGACUGGCAAGAUACACGAACCUAUGAAAUUGAUGCUAUAAUGUAUGUUUUUCGGGAAAGAACAACAUUGAAACGAUGGAACGUAGACCGUGUUGCUUUCAUGACAUGCGUCUUCAGCGACCUCAUUGCUAAAGAUUACCAGAAUUUCUGUAAGGGUAUUAAGAAAUACACUAUGGAUCCAUUAUUACUGCAAUAUGGUAAAGGUGAACUGCCUUCCCAUGGAAAAACACGGAUGUUGUGGAAUGUCGAUGUGGAUCGGAUGUACGUUCCUGUCUGGGAAGUGGAAGCUUUCGCGCAGCUUAUUCCUCGGAUUGUCAAGGUCGUGCAGUCAUUGACAAUACAGAAGCAUCUCCACAUCACUCCGUACAAUGUUUCCUAUGUACCUAUGAGUGGUCUUAACCGACUUCAAUGUCAUUGUGGUGUGUACACUAUAAAACACAUCGAAUGCCACGUGCUUGGGUUGGACAUAUCUAUGGUGAGUGAUGAGAACAUCUGGGGAGCUCGGAUAAAGAUUAUGUGGGAUCUAUGGGAAGCAGCUAAUGAUCUAGAACUGAUUGAGAGAAUGUCAAAGUAUGAACCUAUUAAGUGUAGUAAGCCUGCCGAAUAUGUUGAGAUUGAUGAUUUAUGA